This is a messenger RNA of Gilbertella persicaria, 246 nucleotides long. RefSeq lists its product as uncharacterized. Lineage: Eukaryota; Fungi; Mucoromycota; Mucoromycetes; Mucorales; Choanephoraceae. The record is from RefSeq and is a predicted model, not a curated record. The transcript is spliced from 2 exons. The coding region runs from base 66 to 239 and encodes 57 amino acids.
UGCAUAGCAAAAAUAUGUUUGUUAAUAUUUAUUGAUAUAUGUUUGUAAUAUAGUAGCUUUUCGAGAUGAUCAAGAAAAUUAUGUAUCAUCUGACAUGUAGCAGGUUUCGCUUCUUAUCAACAACCAUUUUCUUAUUGAAACGUUGUCUUGUAAUAAUACCUAAGCUAUUUGUGUUGGAAUUAUAUGUCUUGUUCAUUCUUGUAUGCCUUAAGAUGAAUGUCAAUUGCUUAAUACUAUAAAUUCAGG